GGCCGCCGCGGCAGCGAGGCCUCUGCGGGGGGACCGCUGCCCGGCCGCCCGGGGCUGAGCGCGCCUAUGGCCACCAAGCGCCUGGCCAGGCGGCUGGGGCUGGCGCGGAGCAGCGCGCGGGCGCGGAGCGGCGCGGGGCCGGCGGCAGGACAGCGCUUCGCGUACCUGAUCGUCGUCGACUUCGAGGCCACGUGCUGGCGGGACGCGGGGCGGCGCGGGCCCGAGAUCAUUGAGUUUCCAGCAGUCCUGUUAAACACUUCCACGGGGGAGAUCGAAUCUGAAUUCCACACUUAUGUCCAGCCCCAGGAGCAUCCUAUUCUCUCUGAAUUUUGUACAGAACUAACUGGCAUCACACAGAAUCAAGUUGAUGAAGGGGUCCCUAUAAACAUCUGUUUAUCACAGUUUUUGAAAUGGAUUCAAAAGAUACAAAGAGAGAAGAAAAUUGUAUUCAGUACAGAUAUUCUAAGUCAUUCCUCAGAAGCAAAAGCGUGUACCUUUGUUACCUGGACAGACUGGGACCUGGGUGUCUGUUUGCAGUAUGAGUGUAAAAGGAAGCAGCUGCGAAAACCUGACAUUUUCAAUUCCUGGAUUGAUCUCAAAGCAACAUACAGGGCCUUCUACAAUAGGAAGCCUAAAGGGCUAAAUGGUGCGUUGCAGGACCUGGGCAUAGCUUUUGUAGGACGGGAACAUUCUGGCUUGGAUGAUUCUCUGAACACUGCCCGUCUCGCUUGGAGGCUGAUUUGUGAUGGGUGUGUGCUGAAGGUUACUAAAUCUUUGGAUAAGGCACAUCCAAAGAAUAAUUUAAUUUCCAGAAGACUGACUAUAAACUUCACUGAUGAGACUCCACUGGGAAGUAACAGCAGACCUGAAACAUCUAGAGAUGGCGCUUGCGAAACAAACUCUCUGGCUGAGAAACACCAGAAGGGUAUUGCUGGAAUUAAAACAAAUUCUAACAUACAAACUGAAGAACAAAUCCCUUGCAUCAGUUCCUCUGCAGAUGUCCACAAUGUACCUAGCAACAGCUUAAGGAAUGGGUUACUUGCUCAAGCCCAAAGCUCUUCAACAGCAUCUACUGACAGAUUUCGUGUUCCUCUUGAGCAGGCAUCUCACAGUGCUGUAUCCACAGGCAUACAGCAGGGACUGGGCAAUGGGCAAGCUGGGAGCACAGGCACCUGUGGUCCUCCAGGACCAUCAGGACUAGUGCUUGUCUCCACCACCAUCUCCUCUGUGAACAUCUCUGACGAGGACAUCAGUACCAGUUCUGAUUGCUUAGCUCUGCUGGCUGACUGGGAAGAUGUGGCUUUAAUUCCAGAAUCUCAACAUGAACACCGUUCAGCAUGUGUUCAAUUCAAAGGUGACUCAGGUACAGAUAUUUUAACAGAGCUUGAAGAAGGAAUGAUUUCAAAUCAAUUAGCUGUGACGAGUUCAGAUAAUCAGAGUUUGGAGAAAACUGUUGUACCUGUGGAACCUCUGAAACCUGUUGUUUAUAAAAGUCCUGAUACUACUAUCUAUAAUGUAGGAACAGUUCAAAGGCAGACUUCAAAUCUUUCCGCUUUUAAGUUACCAUCUGUAAAGGUAAAUGCUAUUUCAGCACAAUCAGCAUUAACUGGAAACUUUUCUGCACCUUUGGAGGUUCCUAAAAGAAAGCCAACCAGUCCAAAAACGUUCCCUCCGGCAAAAAAACACUCUUUUGCUAUAUAUCAAGACAAAACUUCAUCUUUUGAUCAUUCCUUACCUUUAAGAACUUCAAAUCUGCCCAAAGUGUCUCCUACCAUUCUGAACUCCACAGUCAAUUCAUAUCAGUCUGUAAGAGCCAUGAAAAACGGGAAACCAACUCCCCCUCUGUGUAACUGCGGCCGAAGAGCUAAAAAGCUGUACGUGGCAAACGGUGGCCCAAAUCAUGGCAGAGCCUUUCUCUGUUGUCCUGUUGGCAAGCACCAGGGCAGUAAGAAAGGCUGUGGAUACUUCAAGUGGGAAUAUGUGCUUCUGAAAGAGAAAUCUAACGGUUCGACUCUGAAUGCAGAUGCUUUGAGCUCUCUUGAAACUUCCACUAGUAGUUUUGGAAGUUCUUGCAACAAAAAGUAUUUGUGUCUUAGGCCCUCUAUGAGAACUUAAAAAUGUCUAAUGUUUUUGGUACAAAAAGUCAGCAAGUUGAUCAUGAUUAAUAUAAUCACAGUGGCCAAAUGAUGUCUGAUAUAUAUUCUGAACCACUGCUUGGUUAACAUAAAUAGAAAUGGAAAUUGCUGAAGCAUACAAAAACAUUAAGAUAUCAUAAAGCACCUCACUAAUGAUGUGAGAGAGAACAGAUAAAACUAUUAAAUGCUAAAAUUCAAGUAUGAGCAACUCUUGCUACAAAUAUUACUUCUCUGUUUUAUCAUGUAUUUUAAAUGCUUUACUAGUC
Molecule: messenger RNA, 2401 nt
Organism: Colius striatus (speckled mousebird)
Lineage: Eukaryota; Metazoa; Chordata; Aves; Coliiformes; Coliidae
Gene: ERI2
Product: ERI1 exoribonuclease family member 2
Exons: 8
Coding region: 67-2115 (682 amino acids)
Biological process (GO): exonucleolytic trimming to generate mature 3'-end of 5.8S rRNA from tricistronic rRNA transcript (SSU-rRNA, 5.8S rRNA, LSU-rRNA)
Molecular function (GO): 3'-5'-RNA exonuclease activity; zinc ion binding; nucleic acid binding
Source: RefSeq, a predicted model, not a curated record